Molecule: messenger RNA, 1679 nt
Organism: Dipodomys ordii (Ord's kangaroo rat)
Lineage: Eukaryota; Metazoa; Chordata; Mammalia; Rodentia; Heteromyidae
Gene: Eif2a
Product: eukaryotic translation initiation factor 2A, 65kDa
Exons: 11
Coding region: 222-1679 (485 amino acids)
Biological process (GO): translational initiation
Cellular component (GO): cytosolic small ribosomal subunit
Molecular function (GO): ribosome binding; tRNA binding; mRNA binding
Source: RefSeq, a predicted model, not a curated record
AGGGCCGAGCAACAGCGCCCAGGCCCGGAGCUGAGGCCCGACCCCGGCCGCGCGGGAGCCUGGCAUGGGAGGUUUCCGACCAAAGCCCGCGGGCGCCGACGCCCGCGGUGAGACUCGCCCCCGGUCAGCCAGUCGCCCGCAAAGGCCUGAAGUUGGACCGAGGCUCGGGUGGCAGCGUGCCCGCCUUGAGCGGGCAGAUCCGAGGAUCUGAAGGCCUGUACAUGGUGAAUGGACCCCCGCAUUUUACAGAAAGUACAGUGUUUCCAAGGGAACCUGGAAAAAACUGCAGAGUCUAUGCCUUUAGUAAGGAUGGGUCCUUGUUUGCCUGGGCCAGUGGAGAAAAAGUCAGUGUCAUUGAUGUCACUAACAACGCACCGCUGCACUCCCUUCACCUCCCAAAGGCAGUCUGCCUUGAAUUCUCACCGCAGAACACCGUCCUGGCCACCUGGCAGCCCUACACUACUUCCAAAGAUGGCUCAGCCGGAACACCCAACCUGCAACUUUAUGAUGUGAAAACUGGAGCGUGUUUGAAGUCCUUCAUACAGAAAAAAAUGCAGAAUUGGUGUCCAUCCUGGUCAGAUGAUGAAAUUAUUUGUGCACGAAAUGUUAACAAUGAAGUACACUUCUUUGAAAACAACAAUUUUAACACAAUUGCAAACAAGUUGCAUCUGCAGAAAGUUAAUGAUUUUGUCUUGUCACCUGGACCCCACCCCUACAAGGUAGCUGUCUGUGUUCCGGGAAGUAAAGGAGCACCUUCGUUUGUGAGAUUGUAUCAGUACCCCAACUUCACUGGACCUCACGCAGCACUGGCCAAUAAAAGUUUCUUUAAAGCUGAUAAGGUUACAAUGCUGUGGAAUAAGAAAGCUACUGCCGUGUUGGUGAUAGCUAGCACAGAGGUGGACAAGACAGGAGCUUCUUACUACGGAGAGCAGACACUGCACUACAUCGCCACCAACGGAGAAAGCGCUGUCGUGCAGUUACCAAAAAAUGGCCCAAUUUAUGAUGUAGUUUGGAAUUCUAGUUCCACUGAGUUUUGUGCUGUGUAUGGUUUCAUGCCUGCCAAAGCCACCAUUUUCAACUUGAAGUGUGACCCUGUGUUUGACUUUGGAACCGGUCCUCGCAACGCAGCCUGCUAUAGUCCUCACGGGCACAUACUGGUCCUGGCCGGAUUCGGAAACCUGCGGGGACAGAUGGAAGUGUGGGAUGUGAAAAACUACAGACUGAUUUCUAAGCCAGUGGCUUCUGAUUCCACGUAUUUUGCUUGGUGUCCAGAUGGUGAGCACAUUUUAACAGCCACAUGUGCUCCUAGGCUACGUGUUAAUAACGGGUAUAAGAUCUGGCAUUAUACCGGCUCUGUCUUAUACAAGCAUGAGGUGCCGUCAAAUGGAGAGUUAUGGCAGGUUUCUUGGCAGCCGUUUUUGGAUGGCGUAUUUCCAGCAAAAGCAAUCACUUACCAAGCAGUUCCAAGUGAAGUCCCCAGUGGAGAACCCAAAGUUGCCACCGCGUAUAGACCCCCAGCCUUAAGAAAUAAACCCGUCACCAAUUCCAAACUACAUGAAGAGGAACCACCCCAGAACAUGAAACCACACCCAGGAAGUGAUAAACCACUGUCAAAAACAGCCCUGAAAAACCAGAGGAAGCAUGAGGCCAAGAAAGCUGCAAAGCAGGUAUUUAUAUAA